AUGGAAGGUGGAGAUGGCCCCAACAGCUAUGCCAAGAACUCCGUUCUGCAGAGAGGAGUUGUUGAUGCUGCUAAAGAACUUCUAAAAAAGGGAAUUGCGGAAACACUUGACAUAGAUAUAUUAUCAUCUUCCAAAUCCUUUAAAAUUGCUGAUCUGGGUUGCUCUGUUGGGCCUAAUACAUUUUAUGCUGUUAAAAACAUAAUUGAAGCUGUGGAGUGCAAGUAUCAAAGCCAUGGAGAGAAUUCACAAAUCCCAGAAUUUCAAGUCUUGUUUAAUGAUCACCCCUCAAAUGACUUUAACACGCUGUUCAAAUCCUUCCCUGAGAGCAGGCGAUACUAUGCAGCAGGGGUGCCUGGUUCUUUCUAUAGUCGAAUAUUUCCUAGUGCUUCCAUCCACUUAGUUCACUCUUCCUAUGCCAUUCAUUGGCUUUCUAGAGUACCGAAAGAGGUGUCGGACAGACACAGUCCUGCUUGGAAUAAAGGAAGGAUUCAUUACUUGAAUGCCAGUGAUGAAGUAGUAAGGGCUUAUAAAGCUCAAUAUGUCAAGGACAUGGAGUGUUUCCUGCAUGCUAGAGCACAAGAGAUUGUAUGUGGAGGACUAAUGGUGCUUACCUAUCCAGGCCGCCCAGAUGGCUCCCGAAGUUUUCAAGCCUGGGCAAAUUUGGCCUUCCAAGUUUUAGGAUUUUGCCUCAUGGACUUGGUUACAAAGGGAGUUGUUAGCGAAGAGAAAGUAGAUUCAUUCAACAUGCCUAUAUAUUCCAUGACCCCCCUAGAACUUGAAGCUGCUGUGAAACAGAAUGGAAGCUUUAGCAUAGAGAUGAUGACAAACUUACCAGAUCCUCUGGUAGAUGACACUCUUUCAGUACCGCAACUACUUGCCUCUCAAAUGAGAGCUGGCGUGGAGGGAAUGAUCAAGAAUCACUUUGGAGAGGAAAUCUUAGAUGAGCUCUUCGACUUGUACUGGCAAAAAUGUGAGCAAGAUAUGCUUGAAUUUCUUGCUGUGCUUGGACACAACUUUCUUGUUGUUCUUAGACGUAAGGCAGAUUGAUUUGAACAUUCUUGGAACUUGAAAUUCCUUGAUCUUAUCAAUAUAAGUGCCGUGCAAGCUGGAAUUGAG
Fragaria vesca subsp. vesca is the source of this 1116-nucleotide messenger RNA. RefSeq names its product probable S-adenosylmethionine-dependent methyltransferase At5g38100-like. Lineage: Eukaryota; Viridiplantae; Streptophyta; Magnoliopsida; Rosales; Rosaceae. The record is from RefSeq and is a predicted model, not a curated record. Bases 1 to 1047 code for a protein of 348 amino acids. Gene Ontology annotation, molecular function: S-adenosylmethionine-dependent methyltransferase activity. The transcript is spliced from 3 exons. Gene Ontology annotation, biological process: methylation.